Aspergillus brunneoviolaceus CBS 621.78 is the source of this 702-nucleotide messenger RNA. RefSeq lists its product as uncharacterized. Bases 1 to 702 code for a protein of 233 amino acids. NCBI's taxonomy places the organism in Eukaryota, Fungi, Ascomycota, Eurotiomycetes, Eurotiales, Aspergillaceae. The record is from RefSeq and is a predicted model, not a curated record. The transcript has 3 exons.
AUGUGUCGACCUACCGAAAAACCAUUGCUUCUGUCUGUGCACCAGAAUACAUGCUAUACAUCCCGCUUCACCAUCGCAGCAUCCGAUAAUCUAUCUGAAUGUGCCAGAAUGGCAUUCGCCUUUACAUGCCUAACCGAGGGGGGCGGAAGGAAGAAAGGAAAAGCCUCAGGGUCUUGUUGGCAUCGUGAACUGGUCAAUUUAGCUGUAUCUGCAUUGGUGGGACUUCCGCGACUCUCGACUCUCAACAGAGAAGCCACGCAAUCGCUCAAUCAGCUUGUUGUCGCUGGCAAGGCUUUGUAUGUACCCGGGUGUAAGCGACACUCCGGCUUGGGUUCAGUUGUCAGCAAGGCCAACCAGUCAGUCAGCAAAAAGCAAGAAUGCAAGGGCUUUGCUCCCUGGGGGAGGGAGAACAAAUCAGCUAAUGAAGAGAAUCGAUCAAUCGCCAAUCGACCGGGGACCAAGAACCCCGUCGCUCAGGAUCGAGAGAAUCAGGAUGUUCCCCCCUGCGACACCCACGAACGUGGCCGUGGCCGUGGCCGUGUCCGAGCCCCAUCGAGCGGCAAAGAUCAGCAUGAAACACCUUAUACCACUAUCACUGGAGUUGCGCUGCCAUGCAUCCGAGACAAGGCCCCCCGUAUGGCUUUUCCAGCAUCGGAUGCCGCAAGGGUGGAAAAAUCUGGAGUCGAUUACCGAAGGCCCUGA